CAAGCACCUAGCUAUUUCUUGCCCUCUCCUCUUCACACACUCAUGGCAGCUGUUAUCUUGUCCAACACCCGGAUUAUGCCCACCAGUUAUAACAAGACCAUCAUGAGCAACUUGUCCUUGCACCGUAUCGCUAACGGGGCCGACACAAAUCAAGCCACUGUGAUCCAAAAGGAUUACAAGUUUGGUCAUACUGCUGUUAAUGACUGGGUAAUUUACGAAGGUGCAGGCCCAGGUCCGGUGUUCGCCCGUGGACAAGGCAGCCACAUUCUUGCCGGCAACUCCAUAUCUACCAUCAUGAUAACGUUCGAGGAUCCAAGGUACAAGGGCUCCAGCCUUGCUGUUAUGGGCAACAUCUUGGAUAAUGGUCAGUGGGCUAUUGUUGGAGGGACUGGGUUAUUUAAGUAUGCAACUGGGUUCAUUGACUUGGUUCCUGUUCAACAGUCGAGCCCCAAGAACAUUUCAAACAUCACCAUCGAAGUAUGCAAUCCAAACUAUUGAUGCAAAUAAGGUCAAAUACGAACGUCAUAACUAUGUUUCAUCCAUAAUAAAGCAGACACCGGUUGUUCACAUUUCCAUG
This is a messenger RNA of Triticum aestivum (bread wheat), 577 nucleotides long. RefSeq lists its product as uncharacterized. The record is from RefSeq and is a predicted model, not a curated record. Bases 43 to 498 code for a protein of 151 amino acids. The transcript is spliced from 2 exons. Lineage: Eukaryota; Viridiplantae; Streptophyta; Magnoliopsida; Poales; Poaceae.